AUGGGCGCCGCGACUUCAGACAGAACGGCCGCCGCCGAAUGCAUCUCGGACGAUGCCCUCAUCCACCUAAAGUCCUACAAAUACUCGGCUGUCGACAAGUCGCCCAUCUCCAACUACAUCCUCCGACCAUACUGGAAUGCCGCUGUUGAGCUCCUGCCGCUCUGGUUGGCCCCGAACAUGGUCACCCUCCUGGGCUUCUUCUUCAUCCUCGGAAACAUUGGUCUUCUGGUCAUCUUCAUGCCCGACUUGGUCGGACCGGGCCCCUCAUGGCUGUACUUUAGCUUCGCUUUCGGCCUGUUCAUGUACCAGACGAUGGACAACCUCGACGGCAAGCAGGCGCGACGCACCGGCACAUCGAGCGGACUCGGCGAGCUCUUCGACCACGGCAUCGACUCCCUGAACUGCACCCUGGCCAGUCUUCUCGAGACCGCCGCCAUGGGUCUCGGCACUUCCAAGUCUGGCGUCUUCACCGCCCUCGUGCCCUGCCUGCCCAUGUUCUUCUCGACCUGGGAGACGUACCACACCCACACCCUGUACCUCGGCAGGAUCAACGGCCCUACCGAGGGCAUCCUGAUCGCCUGCACCUUCAUGGCCGUCUCCGGCAUCUACGGCCCCGGCAUCUGGACCGAGCCCAUCAUCAACAUCCUCGGCGACAAGGCCGAGCAGCACCUCUACGGCUUCCACUACCUGCUGGGCGACUAUUCGAUCCGUGACAUCUGGAUCGCCAUGCUUGUCUUCUCCCUCUUCGCCACCCACAUCCCCUUUUGCGUCCUCCACGUCAUCCAGGCCCGUCGCGCCCGCGGCGAGCCCGUCGCCCCCGUCUUCUUGGAGUGGACGCCCAUGACCGUCUUCACCCUCGCUAUCGGCGCCUGGGUCUACUCGCCCUACUCGGCCAUCCGCAGCGACAACCACCUCGUGCUGUUCUGCUUCAUCAUGGCCUUCGUCUUCGGUCGCUUGACCACCAAGAUGAUCCUCGCCCACCUGACGAAGCAGCCUUUCCCCUACUGGACCGUCAUGCUCGCGCCCCUCGUCGGUGGUGCUGUGCUCGCCAACCUCCCCCACCUCGGCUUCCCUGCCGUCAGCGCCCAAUUAGAGCUGUACUACCUCUACGCUUACCUCGUCUUCUCCGGUGUUGUCUACUUCCGCUGGGCCUACCUGGUCAUCACCAGCAUCUGCAACUUCCUGGGCAUCAAUGCUCUCACCAUUCCCAAGGAGAAGCAGCUGGCAAACAAGCAGGCAAUUGACGCUGCCAAGGCACCGCCUUUGACCAAUGGCCUCCUGAACGGGAUGAAGAAGGACUAA
Messenger RNA from Colletotrichum graminicola M1.001, 1302 nucleotides. RefSeq names its product CDP-alcohol phosphatidyltransferase. The record is from RefSeq and is a predicted model, not a curated record. The transcript is spliced from 4 exons. Gene Ontology annotation, molecular function: phosphotransferase activity, for other substituted phosphate groups. Bases 1 to 1302 code for a protein of 433 amino acids. Gene Ontology annotation, cellular component: membrane. Gene Ontology annotation, biological process: phospholipid biosynthetic process. NCBI's taxonomy places the organism in Eukaryota, Fungi, Ascomycota, Sordariomycetes, Glomerellales, Glomerellaceae.